Molecule: messenger RNA, 1848 nt
Organism: Lathyrus oleraceus (garden pea)
Lineage: Eukaryota; Viridiplantae; Streptophyta; Magnoliopsida; Fabales; Fabaceae
Exons: 2
Coding region: 1-1848 (615 amino acids)
Biological process (GO): proteolysis
Molecular function (GO): aspartic-type endopeptidase activity
Source: RefSeq, a predicted model, not a curated record
AUGGGUCCCAAUGUGAAGGACAAUCCAAUGCCAAGUCAUGGUCCUUCAUCAGUGAACAAUAUAGAAGUUUGUCUCAAUGAACAACGUGUUACGAAGAUAGAGGAGAUUCGACAGUCUUUGGUUGAAAUUCAUUUUGUUUUAUGUGCUCAUGGUCUAUUCCAACAUGACCACCAGAUCUGUGGUACAUGUUCAGUCAAUUCAAGAGGUUGUAGAAAGAUUCAAGAUGAUUUGCAAGGCGUCCUUGAUCAGGGUUUGAUUCAGAUUUCUAGACAAGUGAGUUCUCCAGAAUCACAAGAACAAGAGGUGAAUGUCAUCAUUCCUUGCUUCAACAUUCCAGAGAAAGUAGAGAUAACUUAUCAUCCGAGGGAGCCAGUGGUGAUUUGCCCUCCGGGCCCAAUGCCUUACACUUCAGAUAAAGCGGUCCCCUACCGCUAUGCAGCAACUAUUAUUGAGAACGGUAAAGAGGUCGAGAUUAAAACCUUAGCCUCAGUUACCAAUAUCGCAGCAAAUAGCCGAAUGACGCGCAGUGGCCGCGUGUUCGCUCCGCCGGUUAUCCCAAGUAGAAAUGUUGAGAAAGAUCCAGUAGUCGUGGUACCAGUGACAAGAGAAGCAGAAGGGAAAACAAGCAAUUCAACCCUUGAUAAAGAAACAGAUGAACUACUUAGAAUUAUCAAGCUCAGUGACUACAAAGUGGUAGAUCAGUUGCUACAGACACCGUCAAAAAUCUCGAUUCUGUCCUUAUUAUUGAAUUCAGCUGUCCACAGAGAAGCACUACUGAAGGUGCUUGAUCAAGCCUUUGUAGAACAGGAUAUAACAGCAGAGCAGUUCAACAAUGUUGUAGGCAGCAUCACUUCGUGCAAUGGCUUAGGCUUUUAUGAUGAAGAACUGCCAGAAGAAGGAAAGAAUCACAACUUCGCUCUCCAUAUCUCAACCAAUUGUCAAGGGGAUUCUUUGUCUAAUAUCCUAAUUGACACCGGUUCAUCUCUGAAUGUCAUGCCCAAGUCUACCUUGGUGAAGCUAAAGUACAAAGGGGGGCAAAUGCGGCACAGUGGAAUUAUUGUGAAAGCGUUCGGUGGAUCAAGAAAAUCAGUCAUUGGAGAAGUUGAUUUGCCUAUUGGUAUUGGACCACAUGUAUUCCAGAUCACUUUCCAGGUUAUGGAUAUAGUGCCAGCUUAUAGCUGUCUGCUCGGACGCCCAUGGAUUCAUGAGGCGGGUGCCAUUACAUCCACGUUACACCAGAAGUUAAAAAUUUUCAAGAAUGGGCAAAUAGUGACGGUUAAUGGGGAGCAGGCUAUGCUGAUUAGCCACCUUUCAUCGUUUAGUGUGAUAGAAGCAGACGAAACGGCUGUUCAAACUCCAUUUCAGGCCCUGACCAUCGAUGAUUACAAGAAAAGUGAAGGUUCAAUCGCGUCAUUCAAAGACGCCCAGCAGAUUGUCAAGACAGGUCCUACAGAAAUGUGGGGCAAGGUGAUAGAGUUGCCAGAAAACGUUAACCAUGCAGGAUUAGGCUUUGUUGAUGGAAAACAAGUGCAGACUUCAGUGGUGCGACCUUUCAAAGAUAUCUUUCACAGCGGUGGGUUUAUCAACAUGGUAGCAGUUGAGGAGGAUACUUUUGAGGGAAAGACAGAAGACGAAGGCCCCAGAUUUGUGACACCAGGAAUUCUUGAUCGUGAUUAUCUUUUGAUUUUGCCACUUCUUCAAAAUCGCAUUUGCUUUGUUUGUGGAUUGUGGAUUGUUCUGUUCGUGGAUUAUCUUGGUUAUCUUCUUGUUGCACUGUUUGUGGAUUGUGGACACUAUACUCUUCGUGGAGUAUUUGGUUUGUUUACUGUUGCUAGAUUAUUAUUAUAA